GGCGGGGCAGGAGCGGCUGCUGCCACAGACUGAUAGCGCAGUCAGAGGAGGGAGUGUGCAGGGAGGGUGAUCCGGAGGAUCAGGAUCAGCACCAGGAAGAAGAAAGUGGGUCGGUGGUGGCAGUGAAAUUGAAGAAACGAAACUGAUAGAACCAGUUAGAUUCUUGCCAGAAAGGUCUGUAGCGGCGAAGAGAGUGCAGCUGGUCUCUCACAGCGAACCUGGGCGGUGCGGCCCGUUAUGGUGCUGUGUUACCGCGUUCUUAACUUCCCGGCAGCAGAUUAUCACCAUUUGGGCUUGAGACACUAAAUAUUGGAACAGAUUGGCUUCUCCGUGGCCUUUAAAAUAAUAAGAAUCAAAGAUGAUGGAAUCAGAGAAGGAACUUGUGGCCAAGAUGUUGCGGGCAGUUUUGCAGGCAAAUAAAAAUGGGGUACCUCUAAGCAAAUUACAAGCAGAAUACAAAUCAUUCACUGGUGAACCAAUUCCCUUUAAGGAUAUGGGAUUUCAUGCCCUGGAUGCAUACUUGAAAAGCAUUCCAUCAGUGGUUCGAAUUGAAGUUAGCCGUGUUGGUGAGGUUAUUUGCUAUGCUGUGGUUUGCAAAGAAACUGCCAGAAUUGCAGCACUUGUUGCCCACCAGAGAAGCUCUAAAAAGAAAAGUGGAGGCCAAGUGAAUUGUCAAAUGAGGCUUAAAUAUACUGCUCCCGUCUCUCAUUUUGGAAAGCCUAAAGCAACAUUAAGGCAACCGGGUUUCACUCCUCCACAAGAGAAAAUAAUAAGAAAACCUGUGCCUACAUCUGCAUGGGGCAAAGGGAAUACAUUUGGUUCCCGAACAUUUGAAUAUUCACCACCGCCUAUUCCUCAGUUGUUUGGCAUUGCACCAAUUCAAAUGCAUCUACCAAAUAUUAACAGGCCUGAGAGAAAAGUAACACUUCCACCACGAUUUCAGAGGGAGGUUAACUCAUUCUUGAAUCCCACUCCUAUGACAGAUUCAAAUGCCAAUCAUACACAAAGUUUGAAAAGUGUUGUUCCUGGCAGUGGUCAACCUCGCUGUGACCUCUCUGUGAUCCAAAAUAACCUGAAAGAGCUUCUGAACAAGCACAGUAAUGGUUUAUGGCUGUCGAAGUUGCCUCAGUUGUACAAGGAGACCUACAAACAGGAUUUGGGUGGUGAAAUGUUGAAACAGGUUCCAAGUUGGACACACAUAUGCAUGGUUCAGAAACUCGUAACCAUGGGCCAUACAGAAAUGGUUCUUUAUUCAACUGCAAUAAAGCAACCCUCCUUUACAAAGAAUGUUCAAAAUCACAGUAACAACCAAGCUAAGCCAAAUGUGCCUGUUGAUUCAACCCCGUCAUCACCUCCUCUGCAAAGUUCAGGCAAUAUCCCCAAAGAUGAACUUAAACAGAAAAUUUCAAAAGUAUUGACUAAGUAUAGCAAUGGACUUUGGUAUCACGCUUUACCCAAAGUCUUUGAGGACAUGUUUAAGCAGAAAUUGCCAACUGAAGUUUUAAAUUUGGAUUCCCUUACUGAUAUUUGCACAGUUGACCUUAUUUCUGAAGAGCCAUUUAAAGCUAUCCUUUAUGCUAAAUCAGCUGAAAGGGCAAACCAAAAUAGUAAUCCCUCGGUCAACAAUAAUAUCCCACAAAAACUCCAAGAUCGAGAGUCACCCUUGUUGCCGGAAGAACCAGAGAUGAAUAUGACUCCACCCCCUUUGGUCAUACCUUCUGAGGCUUCUCCCUCUGUGCUCGUUGUGGAACUAAGCAGUACUAAUGAUGUGGUUAUAAGGUAUAUUGGCCGUGACUAUUCUGCUGCUCAGGAACACAUGGAAGAUGAAAUGAAGGACUUCUGCAGCAAAAGUUCUACUGCAAAGAUUGGCUUUUUAAGGGUUGGUCAGCUGGUGGCUGCAAAAGCAGAGGAAGAUGUUUGGCUGCGAGCACAGAUAUCUGCAAUUGAAGGCAAAAAAGUCAAGGUCUGCUAUGUGGAUUAUGGAUUUAGUGAGAUAGUUGACAUCACUAAAGUAUGUAAAUUAGGAAAACAGUUCUAUACUCUUCCGUUUCAAGCAACAAAAUGCAGACUUGCAGGUUUGGAAGCUUUCUGCGACGAUAGUAUUAUCAUAAAGGCUUUGGAGUUGAAAGCUUGUGGAAAGAUACUUGCGGUUGAAAUACUGGAAAAGAGUGAAAAGCCACUGGUUGUUCUUUAUGAUACCUCAGGGGAUGACGACAUUAAUAUUAAUGCUGCGUGUCUAAAAGAACUGUGUGACCGUUCUCUAAGUUUACAGUUAAAGGCAAAUUCUUCAUUUUCAAAUGUGAUUGUGACCAAUGUUUGUUCUGAUGGAACCCUCUUUUGCCAGUUGCCCUCAAAGGGUUUGGCUAAACUGUAUGAGACUUUACAGAAAGUUGACAGUGAAUUUCAAUCAAAGCAAGUUACGUCACAUUUAUAUGUGUCCCUCCCCUUCUGUGGAAAAAUCUGUUUGUAUCACUACAAAGGAAAAUGGGCUCGUGUGGAGAUAACAAGUGUCCACAGCAGUCGGGCAUUAGAUGUUCAGUUCCUGGAUUCUGGGACAAUAGCUUCUGUGAAAGUUUCUGAACUAAAAGAAAUUCCUCCUCCUCUGCUUCGAGAUCUAAUAUCAAUUCCACCUCAGGCUCUUAGAUGUUGUUUAGCUGAUCUUCCACUCCGCAUUGGCAUGUGGACACCUGAUGCAGUUCUUUGGCUCAGAAAUACAGUCUUAAAUUGCCUGGAAUGCAGUAUAAGGGUGGUAAAAGUUGAUGAAGCAACGAAUAUGGUGCACAUUUACCUUUUUACAUCAAAUAACUUUCCAGACCUUGAACGUAGCAUUAACCGUCAAAUUACAAAUGAAGAGUUGUGGAAACACCAAAAAGAUGUGUUUCUUAACCUGAGUGCAUCCACUUUGGAAAGCAGUAGAGGAGGAGGUGCCCAAGCAUCAGAACUGUCUCCACCAGGACUCUGUAAAGAUCAUACAAGUGCUGUAAAGAAGCCUGACAUGCAACAAAGCAGCUCUGUUCCUUCAUUUAAUAUGCCACCACCACUACCUCUUCCCAGGCCUGGUGAACACAUGGAUGUCUUUGUGUCUGUGGCUUGCCAUCCUGGACAUUUCGUCUGUCAGCCAUGGCAGGAGUUACACAAACUGGAAGUAGUUAUGGAAGAAAUGCUUCUACACUAUAGUACUACAGAAGAGAAGCCGGUAGCUCUGGAAAAAAACAAGCUGUAUGCAGCAAAAGUAGAGAAUAAGUGGUACAGAGUUCUGGUGAAAGGAAUACUAACGAAUGGUCUGGUAUCUGUGUACGAGCUUGAUUAUGGCAGACAUGAACUUGUCAGUUGUAGGAAGGUUCAGCCUUUGAUUGAGAAGUUUAUGCAAUUGCCUUUUCAGGCCAUUACAAGCCAACUUGCAGGGGUCAGCUGUGAACAUUGGUCUGAGGAAGCCUCAAUAGUUUUCAGAAACCAUGUGGAGAAAAAACCACUUGUUGCACUUGUACAAACAAUUCAUGAAAGCACUCACCCAUGGGAUCGAAGGGCUGUGGCUUAUAUAGUGGAUACAUCAUUGCCAGACACUGACAUAUGGAUUCACGAACUCAUGACAGAAUAUCAUAUUCAGUUAUCGAAGCCAGAGUAAAGCUGCAUUUCAAAACGACUGCAAACGGAAGCAAUAACAAAAAUAGAACGAUUUUCUUUAGUUAAUGUGAUAUUUGGCAUUCUCAACUAAUGAAUAUGAAGUUUGAAACUGAGAAUUGUUUUUCUGUGAAAGAAAUAACAGAAGAUAUUUGUUUACAUUGUUUAAAGCAGUUGAUUUUCUUAAAAAUUUGCACAUUCUUUAAUGUAGCUGUAUAUUGUUAAAAUAUAAUCAGAAAACCCUUUAUUUAACAAUAAAAAUGGUUUUUGCCUGUUGAAA
Messenger RNA from Xenopus tropicalis (tropical clawed frog), 3901 nucleotides. It is a transcript of the gene tdrd7, whose product is annotated as tudor domain containing 7. Gene Ontology annotation, biological process: lens fiber cell differentiation. Gene Ontology annotation, cellular component: cytoplasm. NCBI's taxonomy places the organism in Eukaryota, Metazoa, Chordata, Amphibia, Anura, Pipidae. The record is from RefSeq and is marked provisional.